AGGCCCGGGUGCGUGAGCGCGCGCGCCGUGCGUCCUUGUCCCGGGAGCGCGCGCGCCGGGCCGCCAGUCCCGUUCGUUGGGAAUCAGCCUAGAGCAGCCGGGAUUGGAGAACUUUGUGGCCCGCCAUGUUCUCCUUGGCGCUGCGGGCCUGGGCGGCUGGCCUCACCGCUCAGUGGGCUUAGUGUCUACUCUGCACCAGAAUUAAAAGCAUGCUGGAGGAAAUGCUGAUGUGCUUGGUGAAGGCUUGCUGAGUUCCUUCAGGCCUAGAUAAAGGGAAGACAUACAAGGAAUUUGCAUAAGACAGCUGUGCAAAAUGGGGCCGGAGGAGCCUUAUUUGUGCAUAGAGACACUCCUGAGAAUAACCCAGAUACCCCAUUUGAUUUCACACCAGAAAACUAUAAGAGGAUAGAGGCAAUAGUGAAAAACUACCCAGAAGGGCAUAAAGCAGCAGCUGUGCUUCCAGUCCUGGAUCUAGCCCAAAGGCAGAAUGGAUGGUUGCCCAUAUCUGCUAUGAACAAGGUGGCAGAAGUUUUACAAGUACCUCCAAUGAGAGUAUAUGAAGUAGCAACUUUUUAUACAAUGUAUAAUCGAAAGCCAGUUGGAAAGUACCACAUUCAGGUCUGCACUACUACACCUUGUAUGCUUCGAGAUUCUGACAGCAUAUUGGAGACCCUUCAAAGAAAGCUUGGAAUAAAGGUUGGAGAGACUACACCUGACAAACUCUUCACUCUUAUCGAAGUGGAGUGUUUAGGGGCCUGUGUAAAUGCACCAAUGGUUCAAAUAAAUGACAACUACUAUGAGGACCUAACACCCAAGGAUAUUGAAGAGAUUAUUGAUGAACUCAGAGCUGGGAAAGUUCCAAAACCUGGGCCAAGGAGUGGGCGUUUCUGUUGUGAGCCAGCUGGAGGCCUUACCUCUUUGACCGAACCACCCAAAGGACCUGGCUUUGGUGUGCAAGCAGGCCUUUAACUUAUACUCAGCUGUAAAAACUGUCACUGGAGAAAUAAAAUAUGAGCCUAUCUGCAAAUGCUUCAUACUGUUUGUUUCUCUUCACUAUACGGCUCGGCAGUAACCCAGCAACUUGCAGCUGUUAAGUAUUAUGUCAAAACAACAAAACAUCACCUUAGUCUACCUGUAAA
Molecule: messenger RNA, 1139 nt
Organism: Chionomys nivalis (European snow vole)
Lineage: Eukaryota; Metazoa; Chordata; Mammalia; Rodentia; Cricetidae
Gene: Ndufv2
Product: NADH:ubiquinone oxidoreductase core subunit V2
Exons: 9
Coding region: 511-969 (152 amino acids)
Biological process (GO): mitochondrial electron transport, NADH to ubiquinone
Molecular function (GO): NADH dehydrogenase activity
Source: RefSeq, a predicted model, not a curated record